Messenger RNA from Punctularia strigosozonata HHB-11173 SS5, 2655 nucleotides. RefSeq lists its product as uncharacterized. Lineage: Eukaryota; Fungi; Basidiomycota; Agaricomycetes; Corticiales; Punctulariaceae. The annotation marks the transcript as partial. The transcript has 9 exons. The record is from RefSeq and is a predicted model, not a curated record.
AAGAAGGCGAAUCAAUGGCAGCGAUGGCAAAGUGUCACCAUACCGGAGCUGGUUGAGCCAUACAUGGAGUACGUGAGGGCCACUGACCAUAUGACCACGAAUCGCCCUCUCCUGCCAACAUGUCAAUGCGGCGAUCACCACAAAACGCUGAACGUGCUAGUCGUGUUUAUAGAUCGACUUGAGCAGAUGGACAUUCCCGUAUGUACGCCCACGUCUGCGGCCAGAGCUCUACUUGCUCGCGGUCUCUUCCCGUGCGCGCCUCAAGCACCAUCGGUGGCCUUCGAUUUGAACAUGCUCGAAUUAGUAGCUACCCUUUUCGUAAACACCGCACCCAACGUCACCGCAUGGGCAACCACAUUGGAAUCUUUCCUGAGUGUACGGAACUACAAACUGACCACGCGGAAUUCACUGCGGAGGCGGUUCGGGAACGCGUUGAACUGGUACAACUACCUAAUCGAUCACGUCCGAACGUGUACAUCCAGUGCCGUGGAACUGUCGAGGCACAUUCUCUUACAACAGCAAGAGGAAGAAGCACUGAACGGAUGCCAGAGUAAGUCAUUAUCCUUACGUCCUAGGAUCACGGAGGAACCACAUCAUAAUGGACCACGCUCUCAAUCUGACCUACCCGGCGGCCGUUGUUAUGACAAAGAAGAACGCGAGGGCCAGCUUGCUGACCGGAAUAUACCGCGUGGCAACCGUCCGAGCGCGUACUUGCGGUCGCGCUGCGUACUGUGCUUUGGUGGCACUGGGCGAGAGACGGAGGAGCUGGGUGUAGACUCGAUUAUUUGCUUGGACGCUUGCUUUACCCAAAAGCGACGUGCAAGCGGCCGCCGUGACCCCGAGCGGCACCAUCCGGCGUCCGUAUUCCUGCGAGAAGACGAGAUUACAGCCAUGGAACGCAUUGUCGAGGAGAAAAGGCAGGGGAGAACGGCUCGGAAAGGAUCGAGGAAGCAUGGCGCUUCCCAGUCUGCACCGAAACGAGGAGAGCAACCCGACGCGACGCUUACAUCCGGAAAUGACGGAGCCGAAGACAAAUGCGAAGGUCCCUUGAAGCUACCGAACUCUGUUCUGGACGGCUGCGAGUCAUCGUUCAAAGCCGCGGACGAACAACGAGAGAAGGCAAGUACAAAUUUCUUCGAUGAUACUGGGCUCAUGGCACUCGUCUGCCGUCAUGAUCGUGUCCUAUGGAUGGCCAACAUAACGAGUGCUGGCGAACGCCAGCAUUAUGCCAUUGCACUCCUCGAUAAGUUUUUCCAUCACGUACCGAAGACCUUUCGCGCUGGCGUCCUGUACGACAUAGGGUGCCAACUACACCGGAGCUGCUUCAAAUGGGGACUACUUGAAAACUACCGUGAUCGCAUUGUGUUCGGCAUUUCCGUUUUUCAUGCAUAUGGCCAUCAAUGGGCAUGCCAGGUCAUUUACCACCCGCGGAAAUGCGAAUGCUUCGGUCUUAGUGACGGGGAAGGGUGCGAGCGUGUCUGGAGCGCGCUGGAACACCUCGUUCCUGGGUUGCGCGUGAGCGGCUACUAUCAACGGUUCUAUGUCAUCAACCUCCAAUUGCACCAUCUCGAUCGCCUCCACCUUCGUUCAGCAGGUGAACGGCUUCUACGGAAGUACGAAGCCUGUCGCCAGCGAGCUAUGGAGGCUCAGAAUGGCCUCCGCAAAUGUAACCUGGCCGUGGAUUUCUUGCGGGAUCAAUGGACUCUGCAACAGACUGCGCAGACAAAGCCCCUCCGAAACCAGGUGAAGGACGCGGGGGCAAAGACUAUCGACUCGAUACUCGCAUUACAAGAUCAGCAAGCAAUGAUCGACGCUCACGUCGCAAAAAUCGAACGCGCAAUCUGUAAAGGUCGUGUCGAUGCGGACGCGAACUCGCGACGUGAAGAAUUGUUGAACGAACGCGGUCGUGUGUUAGUGAAGCGGGCCCGUCUGGAGGAUAGCCUGGAUCUCCGAAGCAGGCAGAACCUCCGAAGCCUACGCGGGAGUCGGUAUUUAACUGCCCGUAUCAAUGCCCUCACGUUGAAGACACGGAUCAGAGAGCUUUUGAUUCGACGCAAAUUCGAGCUUUCAAAGAUGGAGCGAUCGUUUCAUACCCAGUCAUCUGAUCGGAAAUUGACAGCGCACACAACAAACGCUGUACAUCGACGCGAACCCACGAUCCAAUCUCUUACUCGCAAAUAUAAUGCGUUAUGUACCGAAAUGGCGAAUCUCGUAGAAAAUCGACAAGCGCCAACUCGAGCCGUCCCACCUACCCCGAUUGACAUGGAGAAGCUAUGGGGUCUCGACGUCGACGACAACAUUUGGCAGGAUGUCGGCCUCGUCGACGAAGAGGAUGGUGAUUGCGCACCGCCGCGCUGGUUAACCGAUGCCAAGGUCAAGGAAGGUAUCCGCCACAUGCUGAGCGCGGAUAGAUGUCAAGAGGAACUCGCGAGGAUCAUGGCAGAGCGGAGGCAUAUGCAGAUCUGGCUGCAGGAGGAGUGGAAGGCAGUCGAGCACGCGCUGGACAGGACGGAUAUAUCCACCGGCCUACAUAACCAGAUAUUCCUCUACCGCAAGGAACUUCUCGAGCUAGCCAUCACCUGGAAGGGUUUUGUCUCCGCUAUUCCGACAAACGAUACCCUCCUGGACGUGUGGGGACCGAGCGAAAGCGAAAUG